UAAGUCGGCUGCGUAGGGCAGGCAUGCAGUAGCUGCUCACAAGGAAGGGCAGCAGGGACACAAAUGGCAUUUGGGUGAGGAUUUCCAUCUUCUGCCUUCUGAGAUUGUUUUACCUGCAUGGUGGGAGAUGUUUCUAAGUGAGAUACUUCAUGCUGUCUUUGUAUACGAAUGACAUGGAAACAAAACUCAGUUAUCGAGCAUCGAAGAAGGGUGCCAACGGUGCUUCAACCACGGCUUCAGUCAAGAAAGUAAAGCGGAAAAAGAAUAAAGUUAAACAGACUGUGAAAGGCAGAGAAUCAAAAGAAAGUGGAAUUCACAGUCCAGAUUUCGACAUCGAGACCCGGUUGGAGGGAGAUGGAACCUUAACUGAUGUAACAGACAGCGAGUUGUCUCCCGCCAGGAAGGUGACAAGGCUACCUCUCCUUGACUCCAAGAUGUCCCUCACCACUCGGCCUUCCGACCAGGCCUGCUACAAGCUGAAAACGUCACUAUCGAUGUCACCACCGCAGACGCUGCCGCUGUCGACGAUCCCCGCAAGCGAGAAAACGUCCGUCGACGAGGUCACUACCCGCGUAGCCACCAUGGCAGUCAAAAAGCCUCAGGCGAAGUCUCGCAUCAGAAGCCACAUCGGAAAGUCGACCCAAGCGAUCAAGUCGUCCCGAAACAGACCAAAGCAGGGCGAUGCAGCACGGCAGCAGCAGCAGCGCCAGCAGCAGCACGAGCCGGAGGAAGCAUCAGCCACGUUCAACGAGACGCUGCGGUGGGAGUACGUGGUGGAGAACACGGAGGAGGAGCGCGAGCGGGUGGCGGCCUACAAAGUCAACCGACGCCAGCGCUACCUGGCGGCGGCGCGGGCCAAGGGACUGCAGUGGGCGGUGGAGCAGGCCGCCCCGUCCCCACAGUCCGAGGACUCCGGAGUGGAGACUGCUUGCGCUUCGCCGGGGAGCUUUGCUGUCUACAGAACUAUGCCGAGAAUGCGAGUUGUUCAGAAGCAGAAAGCCUUGGCAGAGACUCUUGUGAAGUGUUAGCUUCGCCAUCUCCACGUUCUCGGGUGGUUUUUUUUUUUUUUGUUUUUUUUUUAAUUCUCAUACUCUCCCCCACCCACUCCGCCCUACCUUCUCUCUCCCACGUAGCCCACCCGGCGUUACUUCCCUUUACCCUUCGUCCCUUGUGUGAUUUUUCUUGGAGACGUCUUAGGUCAAUUCUGUUACUUUUAGAGGCCUUUUAAGUAUAUAGAAUGGUUAAAUAUGGAAAUCAGUUAUAUUUCAAAAUUCCGAGGAAUAAACUUGGGCCAGGAUAUUUCUUUUCAUCAACGGUUGUGAUCUCGCUCAACGAACAAAAUAUACUCUGAGUACAUGUUCGGGUAUCUUACCUGUGAUAGGUACACACAUCGAAUGUGGGUAAAGGGAUGGCAUUUUAUUAUAAUCACCGGUAUCACGUUAAAAUAAAGGUUUCUACCUGA
This is a messenger RNA of Pomacea canaliculata, 1462 nucleotides long. RefSeq lists its product as uncharacterized. Gene Ontology annotation, biological process: protein arginylation. The transcript has 2 exons. The record is from RefSeq and is a predicted model, not a curated record. Bases 150 to 1028 code for a protein of 292 amino acids. NCBI's taxonomy places the organism in Eukaryota, Metazoa, Mollusca, Gastropoda, Architaenioglossa, Ampullariidae.